AGAGAGAGAGAGAGAGAGAGAGAGAGAGAGAGAGAGAGAGAGAGAGAGAGAGAGAGAGAGAGACCCAAAUGAACCUACAGGCCGAGCCCCUGAACCUGAAGGAGGCCACGGUCACAUGCAUUCCAAGGCUGCGCGGCGGCAGCGGUCGCCGACCGCGCCGGGGAGGCUCGUCGGCUGCUGCCGCGCCGGUGUCGGUGCUGGACCGGCUCCGGGACGUCAUGCUGCGUCUUGCGAUGCUGUCAGCCGCGACGUCGGCACCGACGACCAAGGGCACCCUGCUGCGGCCGGCGACAGCGACGCCGUCUAGAGCGGAGGCGCGCGUGAGCCCGGCGUACGCGGACUCGUACCGGAGCGAGGCGGUGGACGACUGCAUCGAGUUCUUGAAGCGGUCGGCGGCCGGCGCGUCCGGCGGCGCCCCGGCAGCCGUGGAAGCGAGCACGGCGGCGUCACCUUUGCACGCGUCUGCACGUGCCAUGUGAACCGGAAUUAGGUGUACAUCUUCGUUUGCAUGGAGAGAAUCUAAUCCAGGUUGGUGUCUGUAUAUGCAUGAGAGUUGGCACUUGGCAGCUAGGUGGUGGUGAGAUGAGUGGGUGGGUUCAUCGAUCAUGCAUGCAUGUGUUUGAUGUCGUGGUGCCGUGUAAAAAUAACCUCAACUUGUCAAGAACAAUGUUGCUUUUACAAAAAGUAAAUCACAUGUAGAGGUGGUUAAGUGGAAUAUGCUUUGCUACAUGCUGAUCCGUAAGACAGCUCUAUAUCCUUGCACCAACCUUGUUGCA
This is a messenger RNA of Phragmites australis (common reed), 776 nucleotides long. RefSeq lists its product as uncharacterized. The record is from RefSeq and is a predicted model, not a curated record. The transcript has a single exon. The coding region runs from base 69 to 479 and encodes 136 amino acids. NCBI's taxonomy places the organism in Eukaryota, Viridiplantae, Streptophyta, Magnoliopsida, Poales, Poaceae.